Messenger RNA from Calliphora vicina (urban bluebottle blowfly), 540 nucleotides. RefSeq lists its product as uncharacterized. Bases 1 to 540 code for a protein of 179 amino acids. The transcript has a single exon. Lineage: Eukaryota; Metazoa; Arthropoda; Insecta; Diptera; Calliphoridae. The record is from RefSeq and is a predicted model, not a curated record.
AUGGAAAUCAUUUUAGUUCUGUUUUCAUCUUCAUGUUCAUUUAUAUCACCUCAUCGUCAUUUCACCACAUCUUCAGUUAAUGAAACGACUUGCUCUAUAAUUAAUCCGGCACCAAAUACCUUGGAAUCAUCAAAAUCUUCACCACCCCCUGUAACAGAAAAACCCAUAAAAUCUAAUGACUCACCCUCAACAUCGCCAUCUGUUACUGCUUCAUUUCCUAAUAAACCUUCAUCUCCCUCCUCAGUUUCAACCUCAAACCACCCAUCCGACUCAAGCUCUGCCGGAGAUCCUAAAACUAAUACUGACAAAUGUUCUACAGGUUCCUUAGGUGAAACUGGUGUUAAACUUCCUAGCAAAGAUCAAGUUGAAAGUUUUUUCUUCAAGUCUUUGGUGUAUUUAUGGGAUUUCGCUUACUACGUUUUUUGCUUGUGCCGCAAACUAGUCGAAACAUACGUUUUUAAUAAUUCGACUGUGCAACAAUAUUGGAAACAAAUGCUUAAGCGUAUGGACGAUGCUCGAAAGGAAAUAAAAACGAAAUAA